GCAGGGCGCGCCCCCUUGGCGGGGCUCGGGAACCAAUCCCAGGAAGGGAGGCGCGGCCGUGCCCCCUCCCCACUCGCUCGACCCCACCCACGAGGCACCUUCUGCUGCGGAGGGAAGCAAGCUGCAGAGGGUCACUGGUUCUGACGGACGAUGAGGUUUUGGCUGAGAAAUGAAGAGAUGGCUCUGGAAGAGAUGGUGCAGAGGCUAAAUGCGGUUUGCAGGCGCACUGAUGAAAUCAUGCACCGGGACAUCACCCCACUCUGCGCCGUGGACAUCCAGGACCAGCUGAAGAAGCGCUUUGCAUAUCUGUCUGGUGGGCGCGGGCAGGACGGCAGCCCCGUCAUCACCUUCCCAGACUACCCGGCCUUCAGCGACGUCCCCGACAAGGAGUUCCAGAAUGUCAUGACCUACCUCACCAGCAUCCCCAGCUUACAAGAUGCUGGCAUUGGAUUCAUCCUGGUCAUAGACCGAAGGCAGGACAAAUGGACCUCGGUGAAGGCAUCAAUCCUGCGAAUAGCAGGCUGUUUACCCUUUAGUUCUCCAACAACCCAGACACCUCGACCUUCCUUGGUACCCAUGCCCGCAGCCAGGGACCCCCGCGGCCACCUUUCAUGCGCAGAAGGGCAGCUGCUCUGCGGAUCCUGUGUGGCUGUUUUUAGAUGUGUCCCUCUGCCCUGUUUCCUGAGAGGGACCUGGCUCCUCUCUCCUCCCUCCCUUCCUGCUUUGGGCCGUGCCUCCAUAGCUGACAUGGGCCCGGGCCUUCCUGCCCCUCCUGUGUUUCAGGUCAAAGCCUCCUUGGACACACUGGCUCAGAAGAUAGCAACCUUCACCGAUGUGGGCAACAGCCUGGCGCACGCAGAGCACCUCCUGAAGGACCUCACCAGCUUUGAGGAGAAGUCGAGCGCCUCUGUGGAGCGGGCCCGCGCCCUGGCACUGGAGGGCGAGAAGCUCAUUGACAGCAAGCACUACGCUGUGGACUCCAUCCGCCCCAAGUGCCACGAGCUCCAGCACCUCUGUGAGAGGUCCGCGGCCGAGGUGGAGAGGCGGAGGGGGCUGCUCAGCAAGUCCCUGGAGCUGCACAGCCUCCUGGAAGCAUCCAUGAGGUGGUGUGAUGAGGGGAUCUACCUGCUAGCCUCGCAGCCUGUGGACAAGUGCCAGUCCCAGGACGGCGCGGAGGCGGCCCUGCAGGAAAUCGAGAAAUUCCUGGAGACCGGUGCAGAAAAUAAGAUCCAGGAGCUCAAUAAAAUUUACCAGGACUAUGAGUCCAUCCUCACCAAAGACCUGAUGGAGCACGUGCAGAAAGUCUUCCAGAAGCAAGAGGGCAUGGAGGAGAUGUUCCACCGGAGACAGGCAAGCCUGAAGAAGCUGGCAGCCAAGCAGACGCGGCCCGUGCAGCCCGUGGCCCCCCGGCCAGAGGCGCUCACAAAAUCGCCCUGCCCCUCCCCAGGCAGCCGGAGAGGCUCUGAGAACAGUUCUGAGGGCAGCGCGCUCCGGAGAGGGCCCUACAGGAGGGCCAAGAGCGAGAUGAGUGAGAGCCGGCAGGGCCGGAGCAGCUCCACGGGGGAUGAGGAGGAAAGCCUGGCCAUCUUGCGGAGGCAUGUGAUGAACGAGCUCUUGGACACGGAACGGGUCUACGUGGAGGAGCUGCUCUGUGUCCUGGAGGGCUAUGCUGCUGAGCUGGAUAACCCGCUCAUGGCGCACCUCGUGUCACCAGGCCUCCAAAACAAGAAGGACAUUCUCUUCGGAAACAUGGAAGAGAUUUACCACUUUCAUAACAGAAUAUUCCUGAGGGAGCUGGAAGACUACGCAGGCUGCCCAGAGCUGGUUGGAAGGUGUUUCCUGGAACGGAUGGAGGAGUUCCAGGUCUACGAGAAGUAUUGUCAGAACAAGCCGCGCUCCGAGAGCCUGUGGAGACAGUGUUCCGACUGCCCAUUCUUUCAGGAAUGUCAGAGGAAGCUGGACCACAAGCUGAGUCUGGACUCCUACCUGCUGAAACCGGUCCAGAGAAUCACCAAGUACCAACUGCUGCUCAAGGAGAUGCUAAAAUACAGCAAGAGCUGCGAGGGGGCCGAGGACCUGCAGGAGGCACUGAGCUCCAUCCUGGGCAUCCUCAAGGCUGUGAACGACUCCAUGCACCUGAUCGCCAUCACCGGCUACGACGGGAACCUGAGUGACCUGGGGAAGCUGCUGAUGCAGGGCUCCUUCAGCGUCUGGACGGACCACAAGAAGGGCCACACCAAGGUGAAGGACCUGGCCAGGUUCAAGCCCAUGCAGCGACACCUCUUCCUACAUGAGAAGGCUGUGCUCUUCUGCAAGAAGAGGGAGGAGAACGGGGAGGGAUACGAGAAGGCCCCUUCCUACAGCUACAAGCAGUCCCUGAACAUGGCGGCCGUCGGCAUAACAGAGAACGUGAAGGGCGACGUGAGGAAGUUUGAGAUCUGGUACAACGCCAGGGAGGAGGUGUACAUCAUACAGGCACCGAGCCCUGAAAUCAAAGCUGCGUGGGUGAGUGAGAUCCGAAAGGUGCUGACCAGCCAGCUGCAAGCCUGCCGAGAAGCCAGCCAGCACAGAGCGCUCGAGCAGUCCCAGAGCCUGCCUCUGCCCGCGCCGCCCAGCACCAGUCCCUCGAAAGGGAGCACGAGGAACAUCAAGAAGUUGGAAGAAAGGAAAACUGACCCCCUGAGCCUGGAAGGAUACGUGAGCCCCACGUCGUUGCCGAAGCCCCCCGAGAAGGGCAGAGAUGACACGGUCACUAGCUCUACCUCAGAAAGCUCCGCGCUUUCCAGAAAGCGCUUUACUCUGCAGGGCUUUGCUAACCUCAAAGGUCAGAAAGCUUCUCCUACCAGCCCUGACAAAAAAGCUAAGCGACACGAAGUAAAGAGCGACCCAACGCCUUUUGGUUUACGAGGCUGGAGCAAAACGUCUCAGCCCUUGGAGGCCCCUGAGGACAACGACGGCUGGUCCAGUGCCGAAGAGCUGAUUAAUUCCUCAGACGCAGAGGAGGAAGGCAGAGUGGGCCCCAGGAAGCUGGUCCCGGGAAAGUACACGGUUGUGACGGGCGACGAGAAGGAAAGCCCCGACGCGCUUGCCGUGAGAAGUGGGGACGUGGUGGAGGUGGUCCACGAGGGCGACGAGGGCCUUUGGUACGUCAGGAACCUGACCUCCAGCAAGGAGAGCUGGGUGCCGGCCAGCAGUCUGUCCACGCUCCUCAGCACGUCCGGCUCGGCUCAGUGCCUGAGCAGCUCAGAGUCCAGUGCGGGGUCUGCCCUGCUGAGCACCUCCUCCAGCUGCAGCGAGAGCUGUGGGGCCCCCCUCUCAGACCUCCAGGGGUAGCGCCGGGCCCCGCAGGAGGCCGUGCGGCCUGCGAGCCUCUAAGUUUUCCUUUGCUUGGGCUUGCUUAGUUUGGUGAGGGGACGGUGCUCUAAGAGCCUGGGGAAGGAGGACCCGGACAAGACCCCAACGAGGAGCCGCCUGCCGCCCACGGAACCUCAAGGUGCAGACGCAGGGGCCCGCAGAGGGAAGGUUCUGGAAGAUUCUGCCCUGCGGCCUCCACGCCAGGACCACCCCCGAUGAGGGUGCAGAAGCCAGUUGCACGAAGACCGAGGUACACUGAGCUUUCCGGGAAAACCAGGAUGGACCGAGGGCACCAGGCCGCCGCGAGGAGCCCGUCCCAGCUGCUCUGCGUGGUUCCGGGCAUUUCUGGUCUGGUGCUUCCUGCAGGAAUAGGCAUGUCGUGGGAGUGACGAGUCCACUGACCCAGCAGCUUGGUGGGGGGACUGUUUUGUCUUUUACAAGUUUUUUUUAAAGCAGGGAUUAAUUCCAUGGCCAUUUUUUGUGGUACUCUGGCCGCUAAUCUUUACCAAGAAUCACUGUGUUUACAUGAAAUGACAAUUUGAUACUGUAUUUGAUACAAAACUAUUUUCUGUUACUGGGGUUUACAUGACAGCACGUUGUUUAUACUGCUGGGAGAUUUGGGGGCUCUCGUGGGGACGGAAGCCCUCGCCAAGGCCCGCCUGGCCACAGGCGGGUGAACACACGUCCCCCGAUAAAAUCCAGCAGCGUUUCUACAAACAGAGGCAGUGGAAACCAAGGAGAGUCCCUUAUCUGUGUAGGUUAAUUUUCAAAAGAAAAUUUAAACUAUAAUUUAAAAUAUUUAGCUUCUUUUCUACAAAAAAAAAUGGAACUUGAUUUUUUUACCUAGCUUCACUGAAUUAGGAUUUUUUAUUGUUUUUAAAGAAUAAGUAAAGAUGCGGUUUUUGUGGGGUACCCUCUGAGCGAGCGCUACCCACGCGGGCUGGGUGGAAGCGCCAGCCUCCGGCGGCCCCCGCCGCCACCUCCCGCACUCGGUAAACCCCCCGAGCUCGGAAACACAAGGAGUUCAUUACUGAAACCGAGGCAGAACCAGAAAGAAAACUCUGGUGUUUUACCUUUUUGUGUUUCGGAAACAAAUUCUGUUCUUUGGAAACACCGUCUGUAUCUGGUGGGGGCAGAUAUUUUUGUUCGUGUGCAUAUGUGGGUGUGUGUACGUAGGUGUCCCGUGUCAGGGACGCACCACGGCCCCCGCGAUGCUGGAAACUGUCACUUCACAGCCCUCCCUGUGCCCCGCGCCCGCCGCGCCCACCGCCCACGAGGCCCCCACUGGCCCACCUCUGCAGUGCGUCCCAGCAGCUUUCCUCGGUGUCUGGUCGUGAGACCAUGACGCGUCCGACAGUUUACUCCGCACGCUGCUCGUCCAGAUCCACCCCUGCCGCCUCAGCCACGUCACCACCGCUGGGGGCCCAUCUUCGUUAAGGCACUUUAAAACCUCCCGUCCUGUCACUGCUUCUUGUUUCGUUUCAGGUCUUUUUUUUUUUUUUCUGCUGAUGUAAAUGAAAUUUAAAAAUCAGAGUUCUUUAUUGUGUGGAUGGAGUUUGAAUAAAUAUCAGCCCCUCUCGC
Messenger RNA from Leptonychotes weddellii (Weddell seal), 4935 nucleotides. The record is from RefSeq and is a predicted model, not a curated record. Lineage: Eukaryota; Metazoa; Chordata; Mammalia; Carnivora; Phocidae.